GUGAGGUAGGUGGUAGGAGGUUGGGCAAACAAAAAUCGAUUGCAACAGCAAAUCGACUACAGGAAGCGCCUCAUAAUAAGGCACGAAGCCGCGACGAGAACGUGAACGACGCACACCGACGUAGGCAGAGGCACUUGAAUUGACUUUGGCCUACCCUGCCCACCGAGCGCCCCCCCUUCUGGCAGCAGUAAAAUGAUUACAGGCUAACGCCAAAAAGAGGAAGCAGCUAAAGCCAAGGCAGAAGAAGAAGCACCAGCAGCAACAGCAGAGUCAGUUUUAGUAGCAAUAGCAGCACCAGCAACAGCAGCAGCAACAGCAGCAGCAGCAGCAGCCAGAGACUCGAGCAAAAGGAGCAAAACUGAAAUUUAUAACAAUUUUCGGUGUAUGCAAUACUAAAUAAUUCAUUUGAAAAGUUAUUGAACGUAAAAAUUGCGCACUUGCUUUGCUCAGGAGUGUCGAAGUGCGUUUGUGUUAGUGCGUAUACGUGUACGUGGCCUGCGUGCGGGUGCGUGCCUGCGUCUGUGUGUGCGUGAGUGUGUGUGUGUGUGUGCGUGCGUGUGUAUGUAUGUGCGCGUGUUGAGCGCUUCAGCUGCGCUUUUUUUAUGCAAGCGAAAAUUGUGAUAGCAAGCGGCAGCGAAAAGCGCAAACGUUCCAAAAGGGCAAAACUGGCUGAAGUGGCGCCCCCGCCGAGCAGGAGACAAGUGUGGCGAGCGAUGCAAAAAUAUGGAGCUGGAUAAAUGACGAAACGCAAUUGAAAUCUAUUUCGAGUGGAGCUGCACCAUUUUGCCUGGCGCUGUCGGUAUACAGCAUACACACAUACAAACACGCACACACACACACACACACACACGCACACAAACACACACGCAGACACGCAGACAACGCUUAGACGGACGCGAGAAGAGGCACAGAGUAGGGUCGAUAACGCACGCAAAAGGAUACACAUAAGCAUAACGGCAUAACGGGCAGCAGAGCCAAAAUAGCACCUGAGACUGCCGGGCGGAGCCCGUCUAUAAAUAGCUUGAAGAAGCGCCGAAACCAGCAGCGGCAGGUGUACAAUGGUAACAAUGAACUCGGAGGCGGACAAAACACAGAGUAGCACGCAAGCAACCAAUGCGCUGGCCAUGAGCAGCGCGCCCAAGACGCCAACAGCGACAGAGACAGAGACAGCGACGCCAACGCCUUCGCCAGAAGCAGCAUCCGAAGCGGCAGCAGGGCUAACGGAUAACAGUCCAGCGUCAAUAUCUACGGUAACGGCAACGCCAGCGUCAGCGGCAAAUGGCAGCAACAAUGGUCCUGCAACAGCAGCUGCAACAUCAGCGGCAACAUCAACGGCAGCUGCAACGGCAACGACAACAGUAAUUGCAACUACAUCCGCUGCCGCUGCCGCUGCCGCAGCCUUAUCCGCAUCCGCAUCCGAAUCUGCAUGUGCACCUUUAGCUACCACUGAGGCAGAACCUGAACAGCCGGACAGUGGCAAUGCGAACAGCAGCAGCGAGCCGACCAGCACCACGAUAACAGUCAGCGUCGCUGCCACAGUUAGCAGCGGCGGCGGCGGCGGCAGCGGCAGCAGCUGCAGUAGCAGCCACAACUGCAUAACUACUGUGGCCGCUGCAACGCCGCCGCUGUCCAGCAAGACGGUGAGCAUCCGGGAUGCAACAGCGCCGAGUUGCAGCGGCACAUCCGCGCCCAAGUCAAGUGGCCUGCUCAGCGUGGGCAGCAAUCAUCAUCAUCAUCAUCAUCAUUCCUCGCCGUCAUCGUCGCAGUCGCAGUCGCAGUCGCCGUCGCCGUCGCAGUCGCCAUCCCAAUCGCAGUCACAGUCGGCACAGCCGCAGCCACCGCCAGCGCCGUCCGUGCCGCAGCAGCCGCAUCAGCAUCAGCGGGGCAACAAGAACGAAGAUGCGCCCAAUAUACUGGUCUAUAAAAAGAUGGAGGCCAUCAUUGAGAAGAUGCAGGCGGAGACGGGCGGUGUGGCUGUGCGCACGGUUAAGGCGUUUAUGAGCAAGGUGCCAUCGGUAUUUACCGGAGCCGAUCUGGUUGCCUGGAUACUGAAGAACUUCGACGUGGAGGACGUGACGGAGGCGCUGCACUUUGCCCAUUUGCUAAGCUCACACGGCUACAUUUUUCCCAUUGAUGAUCAUGCGCUGACCGUGAAGAACGAUGGCACUUUCUACAGAUUCCAGACGCCAUAUUUCUGGCCAUCGAACUGCUGGGAGCCGGAGAACACCGACUAUGCGGUGUAUCUGUGCAAGCGCACCAUGCAAAACAAGACGCGCUUGGAGUUGGCGGACUACGAAGCCGAGAACCUGGCCAAGCUGCAGAAGAUGUUCUCACGCAAAUGGGAGUUCAUAUUCAUGCAGGCCGAGUCGCAGAGCAAGGUGGCUAAGAAGCGUGACAAGCUGGAGCGCAAGGUACUGGAUUCGCAAGAGCGCGCCUUUUGGGAUGUGCAUCGGCCCAUGCCGGGCUGUGUCAAUACCACCGAGAUAGAUAUCAAGAAGGCGUAUCGACGCGGCGGCUCCAGUCAUGGAACCGGGUCCGCUGGCGCUUCUGUGGCUAAAAAUCCCGUCGAGCAGCUAACGCGCAUCAUUACGCUGCGCAAACAGAAGCUCGAGCGGCGCACAAUCAAAGUGUCCAAGGCGGCCGAAGCUUUGGUUGCCUACUACGAUCAGUAUAAUGAGUUUGAUUACUUUUUAACCUCGCCGGAGCUACCCAAUCCCUGGCAAACGGACAGCACCGAGAUGUGGGAUACCGAAAAGAAUAGCAGCAAAGAUGUUCCUGUGCGUCGGGUCAAGAGAUGGGCAUUUAGCCUGCGCGAGCUGCUUAACGAUGCCAUUGGACGCGAUCAGUUUACCAAGUUUUUGGAAAAGGAGUACAGUGGCGAGAAUCUCAAGUUCUGGGAAUCGGUGCAGGAGAUGAAGGCGUUGCCACAGUCCGAAAUCAAGGAGGCCAUACACAAGAUUUGGCAAGAGUUCCUCGCACCCGAUGCGCCCUGUCCGGUCAACGUGGACUCCAAAUCCGUGGAGUUGGCCCGCGAAGCCGUCAAUUCGCCCAAUGGUCCGAAUCGCUGGUGCUUCGAUGUGGCCGCCUCGCAUGUGUAUCAUCUGAUGAAGAGCGAUUCGUACUCGCGCUAUCUGCGCUCCGACAUGUACAAGGAUUACGUCAACUGCUCCCGCAAGAAGAUUAAGUCAAUACCCAAUCUCUUUGGCGUAAAACGUUGAGAUAUGCGCGCAUUGCCUGUCGCGGCGUUCGGCUUUAGCGCGGGCUGAGCCGAUUUUUGUGUGUUAAUCCUUUGAUGGCGUUCGGUGCCAGGACGGACGACAGUCGGAUGGAAGUUAUGUGUGUGUGUUAUACUGUAGUGCUCGUGCUUGGACGCAUACUUCGAUGUAUAUUAAACGUUGUUACUUAUUAUUAAACAAUAGCCUGCCUAUUGCCACUAGGUCGCGUGUGUUCUUAACGUCGUUUUGUUAACCGUUAAAUUAAAGUGUCGCCCGUGCAACGAUGCGUACUCCUAACACCCAGAGCCCAGGAACCACAACCCAGGACCAUUCCUCUAGCCCCCUUCCUUCGAUGCUUACCUUUAUCGAAUCCAAUUCGAAACUCUCGUCCUUUCACUUAAAUCUUAGCGAAACGAAAACACCACUGAAUAAACUGCCACGUGCUUCUCAAAAUAGAAAGCAGCAGCGAAAGUUAGAGUAAAAAUAAAAUAACCGUCGCGAAUGAUGAAUCGAUCAAAUAAACAAGUAAACAAAUAAACAGCCAUACUACGCAAUUGUCAAAAUGUAACCGAUAACACCAAAUCGAAACAAACAACAACAUAUAUAAAAAUAAUCACUAAGGUAAUUAGCAUAAAACAAUAAAACUAAAACUAAAACUAAAACUAAAUGAAAAACAAAAACAAAAGCAACUACCACUGAGAACCGAGUACAUACCGAGUACUUGUACUUAUAUUUAAACUUAUACUUAUACCUAUACUUAUACUUAAACUUAUACUUGUAUUAGCAUGUUACAAAGCUAUCAGCGUUCAGCAUUUGAGAAGUCAAUCUAACUGUACAAUCGAAUCAAUCAAUUCAAGUCAUAGAACAAACACGCUACGCGUUUUUUUUUUAUACUCGCUAGUUAAUUACUAAGUACUCGCUCUCUCUUAAGUCCCAUUGACAGACAUUGACAGCUCUUCUCGCAAUGCGCUCCUUUAUGUUCCCCAGCUCCCUCAUACUACACACACACGCACACUCCACAUAUCGCCAAACGCAACAAAAACUAAAAACUUAAAGAAAUUCUAAAAUGUUAUGUAAACCAUAUGAAAAGAAAAAAUGGCAUUUUCAUAUUUUCGAGCGCCUCUGCGUGCAUCGUGUAUUCUGUGCUUGUGUAUGCAUGUGUGUGUGUGUGUCUGUGAGAUCAAUUUUGAGCGCAGAGAGCGGCAGUUAGAGCAAGAGGCAAAGAGAAAAACUGCAACAGAGCUAGAGCCAAGUGCGGGAGAGAGAGUGAGAGAGAGAGAGAGAUAGAUGCAAUAUUAAAUGAGAUAAGGACACUUACUAAAGAGAGCUUUACAUACGCUACACAGACAAAUAGGGGACAAAAA
This is a messenger RNA of Drosophila virilis, 4579 nucleotides long. RefSeq names its product Regulator of G-protein signaling 7 (gene RSG7). Lineage: Eukaryota; Metazoa; Arthropoda; Insecta; Diptera; Drosophilidae. Gene Ontology annotation, cellular component: cytoplasm; neuron projection. Gene Ontology annotation, biological process: intracellular signal transduction; G protein-coupled receptor signaling pathway; positive regulation of GTPase activity. The record is from RefSeq and is a predicted model, not a curated record. Gene Ontology annotation, molecular function: GTPase activator activity.